This is a messenger RNA of Halichondria panicea, 988 nucleotides long. Its product is annotated as V-type proton ATPase subunit E-like. Gene Ontology annotation, biological process: proton transmembrane transport. Lineage: Eukaryota; Metazoa; Porifera; Demospongiae; Suberitida; Halichondriidae. Gene Ontology annotation, cellular component: proton-transporting two-sector ATPase complex, catalytic domain. The coding region runs from base 130 to 807 and encodes 225 amino acids. The record is from RefSeq and is a predicted model, not a curated record. Gene Ontology annotation, molecular function: proton-transporting ATPase activity, rotational mechanism. The transcript has 8 exons.
UACAAUGUUAUCACAGGUCACGGGUCCAGCUCUAGCUCUUGCCUUACAUCCGAUUCUCCACUCUUAUUUACCUGCUAUCGUGAAGUUUGUGAGUGUCUAGUCUGUAAGAGCACUGACUUACCAGCAAAGAUGGCGUUAUCUGACACAGAAGUGGAGAAACAGAUUAAACACAUGAAGAAAUUCAUUGAGCAGGAGGCUAGGGAAAAAGCCGAGGAGAUCAUGAUCAAGGCGGAGGAAGAGUUCAACAUUGAGAAGGGCCGUCUGCUGCAGAACGAAAAGAGAAAAGUUUCUAACUAUUACGAAAGGAAGGAAAAACAACUCGAGGUUCAGAGGAAAAUUCAACACUCUAACAUGCUGAAUCAGGCACGUCUUCGAGUGCUCAAGAGUCGUGAUGACAAUAUCAGUGAUAUUCUGGAGGAGGCCAAAGGUCGUCUUGGGGAGGUUACCAAAGAUGCAGCAAGGUGGAGGAACAUGCUCGGAGAUCUUAUCACCCAGGGUAUCUACCAGCUGCUGGAGCCUGAGGUGACAGUGCGGUGUAGGCAGGUGGACAUCAACCCUAUCAAGGAAGUUAUUCCCACUGUAAUGGCCAACUAUACCAAGGGGACCGGCAAAACUUGCAAGAUCAUUGUGAAUGAAAGUAACCCUCUACCCUCUGAAGUCGCUGGAGUGGAAGUACUCGCUCAUGAUGGCAAGAUAAAGGUUGUGAACACUUUGGAUAGCAGACUGGAGCAGCUGGCAAGACAGAUGAUGCCAGAGAUUCGGACCACUCUGUUCGGAGCCAAUCCAUCGAGACACUUCAUGGACUGAGUGAAUGGCUAGAUGAACGAUUAGAUUUAUUGAACUGUACUGUCGUUUAUGUGAUCUAUAGCUGUUGUAGUGUUCAAUUGAUUUUGUAAGUAUUAAUUUUGUUUCAUGCUACAGUGUAUGUGUUUGAAGAGUACUCUUGAAGACUAAAUAUUUUGCAUAAUUAAAAUCAUGAAGCUUACAA